Molecule: messenger RNA, 2958 nt
Organism: Peniophora sp. CBMAI 1063
Lineage: Eukaryota; Fungi; Basidiomycota; Agaricomycetes; Russulales; Peniophoraceae
Source: the annotation of a GenBank genome assembly
AUGACACGAGCGUACGGAUCAGGCUCAAGCUCAGACUCGUCGGACUCUGGCUCGUCAGCACCCGGUAUUCGCCUUGAACCUCCAUCUCCGGAACAAGAGCGGCGCUCUCAUAAUCGGACGUUCAGCGACAUGAUGGAAGUCACUAUUCAGUCUCCGAGCACUUCAUCCUUCCCACGCUCAGGUUAUAGCUCGCCGUCUUCCUCGUCGCCGUCCUCCCCUCGAGUGCCUCGCGAGCUCAUGAAUGACAGCCCCGUUCCCAUAUCGAGCACUCGAUCCUCUGAGCUUCGUACUGUCUUCGAUUCACCUCCGGUGCAAACCGUUGUAUUGCCUACCUUACCUGAGGGGCGUACAAUCUCGGAAGUCACUCCUCUGGAGACGCCGCGCUACAACAGGCAGAAGUAUGUGCCCAACGACCCCACCACUUUCACGAUCCCGCCGCUCUGCUUCACAUUUCCACACUCAACCGACGGCGAGGAUCCCGAUCUUCGUGGCUGGGAGCCGCGUACGCACUCCGAAGGCGCGUUGUAUUUCUAUCAUCCUGAAAAGCGAGCUUUCACGGAGGCUUAUUUAUACGAGGAAGUGUAUCUGGAUGAAGUCGAAGCCUUGCUCGCCUAUCUCCAACAGACGUUACAAUGCAUGCCGGGGAUACAACUACCUCCCGACUACGAACUCGUCGCACAGGUUGCGUUUGAAGAUGAAGACGGCGUCAAGGCCAUCCGAUGGCAGUAUUACUUCGUCGAUCAUCGGACGCGGUGUUUAUUUUGGCUAUUUCCCCUCGAUGCCGAUAUCUACCUCACCGAGAUAUGCGGACCACUGAGCCCAGCACACUUCAAACACCUCCUUGAGAGCUGGUACUGGGAUCAUGUCGGCACCUUCCCGGACAACUUUCAAACCCACGACGAUCUCGUAGACGAGCUUGUCGGACAUCUGACUUUCUUUAGUGUCGACGUCAUGACAUCUCAUACUUCGACGGUGCCUUAUGAAUUGAGCGACUUGACCAGAUUGAUCAAAUUCAUGGGCAGGAAAGGACCUGGUACUGGUGCUGCACCUAGAUCAGCGGCUCUUGGUCGCAUGAUGUCGAUCAUCUGCCAUUGGCGCUACAUCUAUUUCCACGGUCAACGCUUCGCGCGAUUGGAUCGGUUCGAGAGCAUCCAUGGUCCGGCCAUUCGGCCCCGAUCCUGGCUCAUGUCGCUGUCCUCAAUCGUGUUCCUCUUCGCUCCCGAAGCGCACCUUCUGGAUAUCGAGAAGUUCUAUGUGGAUAACUCUGUCGCCAGGCAUGUUUGGAAGCGACAUAUCACCAAGCUCCAGGAUGAAUGGAUAGAGUUCGUGCUAUACGCUACAGUCAUGCUAACUGCCAAUGUAUCAAUGCUAUCCGUUCCGGAUGUAAUUCUCUUCCCUGACAAUGACAACGCACCGGGAGCGGGCAACAACGUACAAAGCUACUUGGCGCCGCUGCGAUCGCCUGCAGCGAUUGCCAGUUAUGUGUCUAUUGUAUGCAGUGUCGGGACUAUCGUGGUGGGACUCCUGCUCAUCCGGACGCAUCGAACCAAGAAUCAUGACGACGUGAAUGAAGCGGUGGCGUUCAUGAAUCGACUCGAAACACGACUAUUCCAUUACGAACCGCUCGCCAUCUUAUACAGCCUACCUUACGCACUCCUCAUGUGGGCCAUGCUCUCCUUUUUGAUCAGCAUCCUCAUCUUCACAUUCCGCAAUACCGACAUCGUGACACAGAUUACCGUCGCCGCCAGCUCAGUCGCUGUAUCAUGCCUCAUUGCAUGGUGUAUCGUGACCUUUUGGGAGCCCUCGGAGAGUACUCUUUACCUGAGAACCCUGAGAAAUACGUUCAAGCAACGCUUGAUCCGUCCCUGGGCAUCGCUGAGUGAGGAUGUUUUCUACACACCCAUCGACAUGCCCACUGCUCCUGUUGACGACAAAGAAACCGUGCUCUUCUAUGAGGAUACAGGUCCACAGGACGGCCAGUAUCUGACGGUCGUCAUGGUUCACGGUAGUGGUUUCCAUCAUGUGAUCUUCCAGAGGAUGCUUCCCUACGCGGCGCAGUACAAAGUACGCUUCAUCACUGUCAAUCGCCGCGACUAUAGUGGCUCUACGCCGUAUAGCGACGAGGAGGUCUCGCAGGUGCUCAGUAACGACCCCGUCGAGAAAGCGAAGUUCUUUCAUCGUCAGGCCCUCGAGUACGCAGAGCUUCUCGCACAUUUCGCCAGGCAAAAUGUCUUUCGGCCUCUAUCAGUUGACUCAGUGGGAAAGAUGGAGGGCGGGGUGUCGCUCGUUGGAUGGUCGUCCGGUCCAGGGUUCUUCUACUUCAUGCUAUCCAAUCCGGAGACGGUACCAGAAGCUACUCGGACAGCUCUUGAGCCAUACCUGCGCUCCUUAUGCUUCUUUGACAAUGCGCCGGAUCUCGUCGGCAUUGAGAACCCUCCAGAUCGCCCGUAUUACCCGUUCCUCAGCGACCCCAAACUGGAUCCUAUGGAGCGCUACGUCGCCUUCGCCACCUGGAUCUCUGGUUACUACGCCCACCCCGGCCUGACAACUGAAGACGAGAACGGGCUCAGCGACACUCCGGUCGACGACCCUCCGCCCACUCUACCCGGGAUGCCACACGAGAUCCUUGCGCAAAUCUCCGAUCCGAAGACCAUGCUCCGCUGGGAGACCAGCGUCAACCUCCGCCCCACUCCCUGGCAGCUCGAGCGUACGAGACGGAUGCUGCACAAGGACACGGCGUCGUACUGGCCGCGUUGCAAGGUGGUAGUAAUGUGGUGCGAGCAGACGACGUGGAACCUCGUCAGAGGAGCUUGGCAAUUCAAGAAGUUGCGAAAGGGAUUGGAAGAAGCGGGCGAGGCCGGUCGGACAUUCGAAUGGUCUUCUGUACCGAAGGCGAAUCAUUUUAUCUUCUGGGAUAACCCAGAACUCAUCGCCCGACUAUUCUCUGAGAGGCUUUGA